CGGCCAGAAGUAACCCCAUCGUCACAUCACCCCACCGCCGCCGCCGCUGUCAAAGACCCUGCCGGGAUCGCGCCAGGCGCCGACCUCCAGUACUGCCGUCGCCCCUCGCCGAAAUAUGCACAGCCGUGCCCUGGAUUAGUCGCGUACGCUUCAGGAUUGCUUGCCGAUUCUUAUCCCACGUUCUUACAGCCUGCCAAGGCCGCUCCACCAUGGCAGAGGAAGCCCCCUCCAUCACAGAACCCCCCGUCCCGGUGUCCCACUUUACCAUCGGCACCGUGUCCGAGGAGAACUCGGAGGACGAGAUUCUGGGCAGGACGGAGGUGCCGCUGGAGGACAAGGAUCGCUCGCUGUCGCCUUCUUCCGUCAGCUCUGACGGCCUCUACGAGCCGGGUCUGGAUCACAUGGAUGGGCCCCUGCACAACAUGAGGCCCAGCAUGUCCGGCCUGCACCUGGUCAAGCGAGGUCAUGACCGGCGGCGCAUAGACCUGCAGCGUGACUUCACGGUGGCCUCGCCCGCGGAGUUCGUCACCCGAUUCGGGGGUAACAAGGUCAUAGAGAAGGUCCUCAUCGCCAACAAUGGCAUCGCCGCCGUCAAGUGCAUGCGCUCCAUCCGCCGCUGGGCCUACGAGAUGUUCCGCAACGAGAGGGCCAUCCGCUUUGUCGUCAUGGUGACCCCCGAGGACCUGAAGGCCAAUGCAGAGUACAUCAAGAUGGCCGACCACUACGUCCCUGUGCCGGGAGGCACCAACAAUAAUAAUUACGCCAAUGUGGAGCUCAUCCUGGACAUCGCCAAGCGCAUCCCUGUGCAGGCGGUGUGGGCAGGCUGGGGUCACGCCUCAGAGAACCCUAAACUCCCCGAACUCCUGCAUAAGAAUGGCAUCGCCUUCAUGGGCCCCCCCAGCCAGGCCAUGUGGGCUCUGGGGGAUAAGAUCGCCUCAUCCAUCGUGGCCCAGACGGCGGGAAUCCCCACGUUGCCAUGGAGCGGAGCGGGCCUGACGGUGGAAUGGACGGAGAGCGACCAGAAGAAGGGGAUCGUCAACGUCCCCCCUGAGCUGUACGAAUUGGGCUGCAUCCAGGACGUGGAGGCGGGGCUUAAGGCGGCAGAGAAGGUCGGCUACCCGGUGAUGGUCAAGGCCUCCGAGGGUGGCGGGGGCAAGGGCAUCCGCAAGGUCAACAGUGCCGAUGACUUCCCCAACCUCUUCAGACAGGUCCAGACGGAGGUCCCGGGCUCGCCCAUCUUCGUGAUGCAGCUGGCCAAGCACGCCCGCCACCUAGAGGUGCAGAUCCUGGCCGACCAGUACGGCAACGCCAUCUCGCUCUUCGGCCGCGACUGCUCGGUGCAGCGGCGCCACCAGAAGAUCAUCGAGGAGGCGCCGGCCACCAUCGCCACGGCCGACGUGUUCGAGGACAUGGAGAAGUGUGCUGUGAAGCUGGCCAAGAUGGUGGGCUACGUCAGCGCCGGCACGGUGGAGUACCUGUACAGCCAGGACGGCAGCUUCUACUUCCUGGAGCUGAACCCGCGCCUGCAAGUGGAGCAUCCCUGCACAGAGAUGGUGGCUGACGUCAACCUGCCCGCCGCCCAGCUGCAGAUCGCCAUGGGAAUCCCUCUCCACCGCAUCAAGGACAUCCGCAUGAUGUACGGCCUGCAGGCGUGGGGCGACACACCCAUCGACUUCGAGGAGCUGUGCACGCACCCCUCCCCUCGGGGGCAUGUCAUUGCUGCCCGCAUCACCAGCGAGAACCCAGAUGAGGGGUUCAAGCCCAGUUCCGGCACCGUCCAGGAGCUCAACUUCCGCAGCAAUAAGAACGUUUGGGGCUACUUCAGCGUGGCUGCGGCGGGGGGGCUACACGAGUUCGCUGACUCCCAGUUCGGCCACUGCUUCUCCUGGGGGGAGAACCGGGAGGAAGCCAUCUCGAACAUGGUGGUGGCCUUGAAGGAACUCUCCAUUAGAGGGGACUUCAGGACCACAGUGGAGUAUCUCAUCAAGCUUCUGGAGACGGAGAGCUUCCAGCAUAAUAGCAUCGACACGGGCUGGCUGGACCGGCUCAUCUCAGAGAAGAUGCAGGCGGAACGUCCCGACACCAUGCUGGGCAUCGUAUGCGGGGCUCUGCACGUGGCAGACGUCAACUUAAGGAACAGCGUCUCCAACUUCCUGCACUCUCUGGAGAGGGGUCAGGUGCUGCCGGCCCACACGCUGCUCAACACGGUGGAUGUGGAGCUGAUCUACGAGGGCACCAAGUACGUGCUGAAGGUGACGAGGCAGUCGCCCACCUCCUACGUGGUGAUAAUGAACGGCUCCAGCGUGGAGGUGGACGUGCACCGCCUCAGCGACGGGGGCCUGCUGCUCUCCUAUGACGGCAGCAGCUACACCACCUACAUGAAGGAGGAGGUAGACAGGUACCGCAUCACCAUCGGCAACAAGACCUGCGUGUUCGAGAAGGAGAACGACCCGUCGCUUCUGCGCUCGCCUUCUGCGGGGAAGCUGAUCCAGUACACUGUGGAGGACGGGGGCCACGUGUUCGCUGGCCAGUGCUACGCGGAGAUCGAGGUGAUGAAGAUGGUGAUGACGUUGACGGCCAUGGAGUCGGGAUGCAUCCACUACGUGAAGCGGGCGGGGGCUGUCCUGGAGCCAGGGUGCGUCAUCGCAAAGCUGCAGCUGGAUGACCCGAGCAGGGUGCAGCAGGCGGAGCUUCACACAGGCAGUCUGCCCCAGAUCCAGUCGUUGGCCCUUCAGGGAGAGAAGCUGCACCGAGUCUUUCACAGCACGCUGGACCACCUGGUCCACAUAAUGAGCGGCUUCUGCCUGCCCGAGCCCUUCUUCAGCGGCAAGCUGAAGGAGUGGGUGGAGAGGCUGAUGAAAACCCUACGAGAUCCGUCCCUCCCGCUCCUGGAGCUACAGGACAUCAUGACCAGUGUGUCCGGACGUAUCCCGCCUGCUGUGGAGAAAUCGAUUAAGAAGGAGAUGGCCCAGUAUGCCAGCAACAUUACAUCUGUGCUCUGUCAGUUCCCCAGUCAGCAGAUCGCAAACAUACUGGACAGCCAUGCUGCUACGCUGAACCGCAAGUCUGAGAGAGAGGUCUUCUUCAUGAACACUCAGAGCAUCGUUCAACUGGUGCAGAAGUACCGCAGUGGAAUCCGCGGGCACAUGAAAGCGGUCGUAAUGGACCUGCUUCGACAGUACCUGAAGGUGGAGAUCCAGUUCCAGAGCGGACACUAUGACAAGUGUGUGUUCACACUAAGAGAGGAGAACAAGGGAGACAUGGCUAAUGUCCUCAACUACAUCUUCUCACAUGCCCAAGUCACCAAGAAGAACCUUCUAGUCACCAUGCUUAUUGACCAGCUGUGCGGCAGAGAUCCCACCCUAACGGACGAGCUCAUGGCCAUCCUGACGGAGCUCACUCAGCUGAGCAAAACCACUAAUGCUAAGGUGUCGCUGCGGGCACGGCAGGUGCUAAUUGCCUCUCACCUGCCAUCCUACGAGCUGAGGCACAACCAGGUGGAGUCCAUCUUCCUCUCUGCCAUUGACAUGUACGGCCACCAGUUCUGCAUUGAGAACCUGCAGAAACUCAUCUUGUCGGAGACGUCCAUCUUUGACGUGCUGCCUAACUUCUUCUACCACAGCAACCAAGUGGUCCGGAUGGCUGCACUGGAGGUAUACGUACGCAGGGCGUACAUCGCCUAUGAGCUCAACAGUGUCCAGCACCGGCAGCUGAAAGACAACACCUGCAUCGUGGAGUUCCAGUUCAUGCUGCCGACCUCCCACCCUAACAGAGGGAACAUCCCCACCUUAAACAGGCGCAGAACGUCAUUCGGCUCCAACCUGAACCACUACGGCAUGGUGCACGUGGCGAGCGUCAGCGACGUCCUGCUGGACAACUCCUUCACCCCGCCCUGUCAGCGAAUGGGCGCUAUGGUCUCCUUCCGGUCCUUCCUGGACUUCACCAGAAACAUCAAUGACGUGAUGAGCUGCUUCUCCGACUCGCGGCCCCCCAGUCCCACCUUCCCCGAGGGUGGAAACCCAGUGCUGUACGGCGAGGACGACGGCAAGGGCGUACGGGAAGAGCCCAUUCACAUACUCAACGUGGCCAUCAAGACUGACGCAGACAUCGAUGAUGACGGCUUGGCAGCCAUGUUCCGGGAGUUUACCCAGUCCAAGAAGUCCGUUCUCUUUGAACACGGAAUCCGCCGGCUCACCUUCCUGGUGGCUCAGAAGGUGAGAGCCUUCGAUCGACGUCACGCCCCCCUGCCCCCCCAGGUACUGGGCCGGGAGGUCUACACCUCGAACAACCAGCUGGGCGGAAUCCAGAUCAUGCACAACAACGGUGUGACGCACAGCACGGUCUGCGACGACUUCGAGGGCGUCUACACCCUGUUGCAGUGGCUCUCCUACAUGCCUCGGUGCACCUCCAGCCCUGUGCCCAUCCUCGACUCCAAGGACCCCAUCGACCGACCCGUGGAGUUUGUGCCCACCAAGGCCCCGUACGACCCACGCUGGAUGCUGGCGGGACGACCCAGUCAGAACCCCAAGGGCCAGUGGGUGAGCGGCUUCUUCGACUACGGCUCCUUCCAGGAGAUCAUGCAGCCGUGGGCCCAGAGCGUGGUGGUGGGCCGGGCCAGGCUCGGGGGGAUACCCAUUGGUGUGGUCGCCGUAGAAACCAGGACUGUGGAGCUGUCGAUCCCAGCAGAUCCUGCUAACCUGGACUCUGAGGCUAAGAUCAUACAGCAGGCCGGCCAGGUCUGGUUCCCCGACUCGGCCUUCAAGACGGCUCAGGCCAUCAAGGACCUGAACCGCGAGGGUCUUCCGCUCAUGGUGUUUGCCAACUGGCGGGGCUUCUCCGGCGGCAUGAAAGACAUGUAUGACCAGGUGCUGAAGUUCGGCGCGUACAUCGUGGACGGGCUCCGAGAGUACCUCCAGCCGGUUCUGGUCUACAUUCCGCCGCAGGCCGAGCUCCGCGGGGGCUCCUGGGUGGUCAUCGAUCCCACCAUCAACCAGCGACACAUGGAGAUGUACGCCGACAAGGACAGCCGAGGUGGCGUCCUGGAGCCCGAGGGGACUGUGGAAAUCAAGUUCCGCAGGAAGGAUCUGGUGAAGACUAUGAGGAGGGUGGAUCCGGUCUACAUGGGGCUGGCCGAGAAGCUGGGAACUCCGGAGCUAAGUCCCGCAGAGCGCAAGGCGCUGGAGACUGAGCUGAAGGAGCGGGAGGAGUUCCUACUGCCUAUCUACCACCAGGUGGCAGUGCAGUUUGCGGAUCUCCAUGACACGCCAGGACGUAUGCAGGAGAAGGGUGUCAUCACGGAUGUGCUGGAGUGGAGAACCUCCCGGCAGUUCUUCUACUGGCGCCUACGCCGCCUCCUGCUGGAGGACUUGGUGAAGCAGAAGAUCCAGGCAUCCAACAACGAGCUGACGGACGGGCAGGUUCAGGCCAUGCUGCGGCGCUGGUUUGUGGAGGCGGAGGGCACGGUCAAGGCUUAUCUGUGGGACAACAACGAGAUGGUUGUGGAGUGGCUGGUGAGACAGCUUACGGAGGAGGAGGGGGCACGCUCCAUCAUCGACGAGAACAUCAAGUACAUCCGGCGUGACCACAUCCUCAAGCAGAUCCGCAGCUUGGUACAGACCAACCCGGAGGUGGCCAUGGAUUCCAUCGUCUACAUGACCCAGCACAUCUCCCCUACCCAGCGUGCGGAGGUGGUCCGGAUUCUGACCACCAUGGACACCCCGGCCUCCUCCUAGAGACAGCCUUCACCACCCGCACAUGCACGUGGUGUUCGGAAACUGAGGCUACAGGAGCCAAAAUGGCGUCCACAGGAGGGCCGGAAGAGCCAGCAUGGCGCACUAAUGGGUAUACGUUUUAUUGCCCUGGUUUCGUCUGCUAGCAGUGAUCCCGGUUUUAGUGGCUGUACUGUUCCAGGGGGCUCGACUUCCCUUUCAGCCUAGAAUACUGUGUACAUUUAAGGACAGUGUGUCGUGUCGUUAGUGUUUAUUUAUGUGCACUUAGCAGUCAAGCGUCAAGCACCUUCUCUGUGAUUUUAACAAUGGGAAUUCCUGAAAUAAACUAAAGACUAACAGUU
Messenger RNA from Paramormyrops kingsleyae, 6070 nucleotides. RefSeq names its product acetyl-CoA carboxylase alpha (gene acaca). Gene Ontology annotation, cellular component: mitochondrion. Lineage: Eukaryota; Metazoa; Chordata; Actinopteri; Osteoglossiformes; Mormyridae. The record is from RefSeq and is a predicted model, not a curated record. Gene Ontology annotation, biological process: fatty acid biosynthetic process. Gene Ontology annotation, molecular function: acetyl-CoA carboxylase activity; ATP binding; metal ion binding.